Xylona heveae TC161 is the source of this 2256-nucleotide messenger RNA. RefSeq names its product TRP-domain-containing protein. The record is from RefSeq and is a predicted model, not a curated record. Gene Ontology annotation, biological process: fungal-type cell wall biogenesis; transmembrane transport. Lineage: Eukaryota; Fungi; Ascomycota; Xylonomycetes; Xylonales; Xylonaceae. Bases 1 to 2256 code for a protein of 751 amino acids. The transcript is spliced from 4 exons.
AUGGCACCCUUUGCGGUGCUGGUGUCGCUCCUCGCUUUCCUUCCCUUCUCCGCCGCCGUCCGAAUGCUCGAAGCAAAAUCGCUGAACCCAUGUAUGGAGAAUUCGAAAUUCACAGCUACCUUAUUCAGCGUCGUCUUCACUCCCGACAACCGGACUGUGACCUUUAAUAUCAACGGUAUCUCGUCAAUCUCUGGAAAUGUUACAGCAGAGCUGGAAGUGAUUGCAUAUGGGUAUACGGCGGUGAGACAAUCGCUGAACCCUUGCAAGAUGAACUUGGAAGGCAUGUGUCCGAUGAACACGGGCCAGAUCAACUUGCCGGGAAACAUUCCGGAUAUAUCUCCCGAUGUUGUCAAUCAGGUUCCUGGCAUUGCAUACACCGUUCCCGACUUGGAUGGUACUGUUAAGAUUUACAUCAACUCAACCGACACCAAUACCCCGUUGGCUUGCGUAGAAGCUCAAAUGUCCAACGGCAAAACAGUCGACCAGAAAGCGGUUGGCUGGGCUACAGCUGUUAUUGCAGGUCUUGCCUUGCUUGCGUCGGCCGUCACUAAUGGUCUCGGACACUCAAAUACAGCUGCGCAUGUCGCGGCAAAUGCCCUCUCGUUGUUUGGAUAUUUCCAAGCUCAGGCGUUCAUUGGAAUGACUGCCGUCACCUUGCCACCAAUCGUGCAGUCUUGGACUCAGAAUUUCCAAUGGAGCAUGGGUAUCAUUCGUAUUGGCUUCUUACAGGCUAUCGCCAGAUGGUACCAGCGUUCCACUGGUGGCACACCCUCUACCUUGCUUGCCACUUUGUCUACCACCUCAGUCGAGGUUCAAAAGCGCGCAGACGAGUAUUUAUCACGCAUGUUGCACAUUUUUCCUCGCUCUAGCUCGUCAUCAGCGGGCAGUCAGGUCAAAGUCGUGCGUGGCAUCGAGCGAGUCGGUUUCCGAGCCGGAAUUGAGCGAACCAACAUUUUCUUCACUGGCUUGGCCUUCUUUGUGAUAUUUGUUGUCUUCGUGGCUAUUUUGAUCGCAAUUUUCAAGGGCUUCUGCGAGCUUGCUGUGCGCGCCAAAUGGAUGAAGUCGGACAAGUUCCAGGAAUUUCGCAAUGGCUGGCUGACCGUGUUGAAAGGAAUCCUCUUCCGUCUGGUGUUGAUCGGUUACCCUCAAAUGUGUGUUCUCUGCCUCUGGGAACUUACCGAGCGGGACUCUGCUGCUGAGGUAGUCUUGGGCAUUUUCAUGUUUCUCUCCAUGACUUUUACCCUUGUCUGGGCGGCCUUGAAGGUGAUUCGCAUCGCAACACGUUCUGUGUCGAUGCACAAGAACCCUGCGUAUAUUCUGUACUCAGACCCCAAGGCCUUGAAUAAGUGGGGUUUCCUGUACGUGCAGUUUCGUGCGACAGCCUACUACUUCAUCCUUCCGGUGCUUGGCUACGUUCUGAUCAAGAGCAUGUUCAUUGCCUUUGGCCAAGGUUCCGGCACUGUGCAAGCGGUUGCCUUGGUCGUCAUUGAGGGUGUUCUCUUGAUUGUCCUCUCCAUUCUUCGUCCGUACAUGGACAGGAAGACCAAUGCCUUCAAUAUUUCGAUUGGCGCCAUCAACUUCCUCAACGCCAUUUUCCUCCUGGUUUUCAGUGGCAUUUUCAAUCAGCCAUUGAUUGUGAGCGGUGUCAUGGGCGUCGUUUUCUUCGUCUACAAUGCUGUUUUCGCCCUGGUCCUACUCCUCCUGGUGCUUGUUGCCACCUGCUUCGCCAUCUUCUCUAAGAACCCCGAUACUCGAUACCAGCCCAUGCGCGAUGACCGAGGAUCCUUUAUCAAGUCCAACCCGCAGAUGACCACCGAGCUUGACGCUCUUGGAGUCACUGCCCGUGGCGAACCCGGCCAGCUGUACAAGCCUCGGGAUAUUGACGAUGACGACUCAUGGUCGUCAGAGUCUAUGAACAAGCAACAACACGAUCCUGCAGUCGUACCGCUUCCUCCCUCAACAUCUCACUCCAACGGCAGCUACCGAGACGGCCGCUCGCCCGUGUCGCCAGUUGAGACUUCUUUGCCUCUCUUCCCAAGUGACGCUUCGCCGCGCCACGGCCCUCCAACUACUCAUACUGACAAUUCAUCGCGAUCGUACCUCGCUUCACCAUAUGAUCGGCCGACGACGAGUCGGUCAAACAACGCAUCUCCUGUGGGACGGAAUCAUGACUAUUACGGUCAGCAGCCCACGGGUUAUCGGCAACAAACCGGCAGCCCGAGUCCUUGGCAGCGAGGAGCUGGUUACGAGCAUUAG